Messenger RNA from Procambarus clarkii (red swamp crayfish), 1599 nucleotides. RefSeq lists its product as uncharacterized. The record is from RefSeq and is a predicted model, not a curated record. Gene Ontology annotation, molecular function: diaminopimelate decarboxylase activity. Lineage: Eukaryota; Metazoa; Arthropoda; Malacostraca; Decapoda; Cambaridae.
AAUGACCUAAACUAACGUAUAUCAUCCUCGCGGAACAGUCGGCCGCAGACAGCUAGGCGGCAGGGAACCGGCACCACUACCUUCUUGCAGUAUGGAGCGGGGCUGGGUAUACGCAGAAGGGACCCUUCACUGCGACGGGCUCUCCCUGACGAGGCUACAGGCUUCCCUUCGUCAGGAGUAUGGCCACUUGGCGUCCCCGGCCUAUGUGUACUCAAAGGCCACCUUGCAUGAUAACGUCCGCCGGUACAAGAACGCCCUGGCUCCCAUGGGUACGCGUGGGGUAUUGUCCUACUCUCUGAAGGCCAACAACAACCCCAGGGUGGUGGAGACUCUUCGGGAGGCAGGGGUCACCAUGGCCACCGCCGUCAGCGGCAACGAGGUCCUCAUGGCCCUGCGGGCUGGCUUCCCAGCUCACCAAGUCAUCCUCAACGGUAACGGCAAACGAAGGUGGGAGAUAGAGCUGGCUGUGAGUCGUGGUGUUCUGCUUAACGUGGACUCUAUGUUUGACGCCCGGCAGCUUGUGGCUGUGUCACAAGAAAUGGGCGUGCGGGCGCGUGCCCUGGUGCGCCUCAACCCCGCCCUCGACGCCCACACUCAUCCCUUCCUAGCAACAGCCCUCGCGGACUCCAAGUUUGGGGUAGAGGCACAGCAGGUUCCUGAGGUUCUACAGGUGUUGAGAGAGGGCGGGACAAGCAGGAUGGUAGAGGUGGAGGGCGUGCAUGUCCACGUAGGCUCGGCAAUCACACGGGUUCAGGUCUACGCCCUGAUGAUGCAAGCGGCCGUCCGCACCCUCCAUCAGAUCUGUGAGAGUGGCUGGACAGAAGCGGCCGUGAUCAACCUGGGAGGGGGACUGAACGUUUCCCACGACCCACCCAACCCAGGCGACCAGGACAACAGGACGUUCUAUAACUCGUCCUCAGAACCUCAGUGUCCUCCAUCGCCUCCUGGUUCCGAACCCAAGCCCACGACGAAAUCCGAAUCCACAGAAAACAAGUCAAAUUUGCAAGAAACUACUCCGAUUUCGAAGGAAGAAACUACGCCACAACCAGAGGAGCUGGUAGAAGCAGUGCUACCAUACCUUCCUGACGGAGUAACCCUAGUGCUGGAACCUGGUCGCUCGCUCGUCGCCACUGCUGGUGUGGUAACCACAGAGGUGCUGGGGGUGAAGACCAACGGGGAGCGGGAGUUCCUGGUGGUGGACGCCGCCAUGACAGAGGUCAUCCGCCCCGCCCUCUACUCCGCCCACCACCCGCUCUGUUAUGUCUCCCCUCCCGCCCACCAGCCCGUGGUGGAGGUGGACGUGGUGGGACCUGUGUGCGAGAGUGGAGACUUUCUGGCCCGGCGGUGCCUUCUGCAGCGUCCCCCAGACAGUGGCGCCACCCUCGUCGUGUGGGCGGCAGGGGCAUACUGCUCCUCCAUGUCUUCCAACUACAACCUCCGCCCACACGCCCUCGAAGUUAUGGUUGACGGUCCCAGCAGCUACAAAAUCAUUCGUCGCCCUCAGGAGUUUGAAGACCUCGUCAGGGAGUGCUUGUGAUUGGCGCAGAGCAGCGUUGAUUGAUCAAGCAACGCUAGUUUAUAAAGUAUUGCAAUAUAAAU